Molecule: messenger RNA, 1336 nt
Organism: Durotheca rogersii
Lineage: Eukaryota; Fungi; Ascomycota; Sordariomycetes; Xylariales; Xylariaceae
Product: succinyl-CoA synthetase-like protein
Exons: 5
Coding region: 108-1109 (333 amino acids)
Biological process (GO): tricarboxylic acid cycle
Cellular component (GO): mitochondrion; succinate-CoA ligase complex (ADP-forming)
Molecular function (GO): succinate-CoA ligase (ADP-forming) activity; succinate-CoA ligase (GDP-forming) activity
Source: RefSeq, a predicted model, not a curated record
CUUGCUCUCUGCCCCUCCGUCCACCCCCAUCUCUAUCCGUCCCCGAGCUCUCGAUCUACCAGAAGAAGCUCGCCCUGCUGCCUCCCGCAAGCCAAUUGUUGCAAAGGAUGCAAGCCUUCUCGAGACAUCUGCGGCCAGGCGCCGCCGUCCUGCGCCAGCUCUCGCGGCGGGCCUACAGCUCCUCAACUUCUCCCUACUCUCAAACCAUCGAGAACCUUCGCAUCAAUACCGAUACCAAGGUCAUCUUCCAGGGCUUCACCGGAAAGCAGGGAACUUUCCAUGCCCAACAAGCCAUCGAAUACGGCACUAAGGUCGUCGGAGGCACAAACCCCAAAAAGGCUGGACAGCAACAUCUCGGCCUCCCGGUCUUCUCCAACGUUGGUGAGGCUGUCAAGGAGACUGGCGCAACCGCUACCGCGAUCUUCGUGCCUCCUCCUGUGGCCGCCGCGAGCAUCGAGGAGGCGGUCGCCGCCGAGAUUCCCCUUGUCGUUUGCAUUACCGAGGGCAUCCCUCAGCAUGACAUGGUUCGUAUUGCCGACAUCCUCAGGUCGCAGUCGAAAACUCGACUUGUCGGCCCCAACUGCCCUGGAAUUAUCGCACCCGGCCAAUGCAAGAUCGGCAUCAUGCCCGGUUUCAUCCAUAAGCGUGGUCGUAUCGGCAUCGUCUCGCGUUCCGGCACCCUGACCUACGAAGCCGUCAACCAGACCACUCAGGCUGGCCUCGGCCAAUCUCUCGUCGUCGGCAUUGGCGGCGACCCCUUUAGCGGUACCAACUUCAUCGACUGCCUCCAGGUUUUCCUAAAGGACGAGGAGACGGACGGUAUCAUCAUGAUUGGCGAAAUUGGCGGAUCGGCCGAGGAAGACGCCGCUGACUUCCUGAAAGCGAACAACACUAAUAACGGUGGAAAGCCUGUCGUCAGCUUCAUCGCGGGUAUUAGCGCACCCCCAGGGCGACGAAUGGGCCACGCCGGCGCCAUUGUAUCCGGCGGCAAGGGCGGCGCAGAUUCCAAGAUCAAGGCCCUGGAAGCUGCCGGCGUAGUGGUUGAGCGCUCGCCUGCUGGCCUCGGACGCGCGAUGAGAGAGGCGUUUGUCAAGCGGGAUUUGCUGUAAGCAGCUUGUCUCGUACGGAGACGGAGGGAUGAACCCGUCAGAUGCUGCGCAGAUUUGACGGGCACGGCACGUGGUGGCGUGAAACCAGGGAUACGUGGAACCGUAUCCAAAUGAGAGGGGGCAUCAAGACUUGAACGGUUGGCAAACCCAACAACGUCCUCGCCACAGCCACAGGAGAGAUUCCUUGCGCGUUUUAAUUUACUCUAUGAUAGACGGCGGGGUGAACG